Molecule: messenger RNA, 357 nt
Organism: Dibothriocephalus latus
Lineage: Eukaryota; Metazoa; Platyhelminthes; Cestoda; Diphyllobothriidea; Diphyllobothriidae
Source: the annotation of a GenBank genome assembly
AAAUUGGGCGCUGCCGAGCACAAACGCCACGUCAACUUCAUCAUGCCCAAGAAUCCAUGGGAUAUUUCUUUCAUGGGCACGCUGAAGACGUUGUCGCUGAUUUUUGGUGAGCAGUCAUCACUGUUCAACACCCGAUUCCAGUGUUUCCAGCUGUGCAAACGGGAAUCCGACGAUAUCGUCACGUAUGCCGGCAUUGUGAAUCGCGAGUACCAGUUAAAAUGCCUUAUUUUCAUCAGCGGCCUCCAGUCCCCCAAGGAUGCCGGCAUCCGGGAACGUCUUCUGGCCCACGUACAUCAGAGCAGCUCAGUUACUCUCCAAGAACUGGCUGCCGAAAGUCAAACAUUGAUAAAUCUCUAG